AUGCGUUCCGCCAUGAUCAGCAGCAUCUUCUUUCUCGCACUCUUACCCAUCGUGACCCUCGCCCUUCCCAUCGAUCCCAACGAUCAAAGCGGCCAAUGGGACCCCAGCGGCCAAUACCGGAAGGGACAUUAUGAUGCCCAGGGCAAUUUUGUCCCGAAUGAAAGCUACAUUGUCCUGAACAAUCCAAGCAACAACCAGGAGCUGGGAUGGUAUCAGAAGGGCCAGUACCCCGGCCAUGAGAAUUACAACAAUGGCCAGUACAACAAUGGACUGGGGUGGAACGAUCACCGUGACGGAAACAAGAACGAUCAGUUCAAGAACGGACAGAACCAAAAACAAGGUGCCAAUGGGCUGAAGACGUGGCCGGCUGGUCAAUCGGCUCAGACGCAAUCUGGCUGGACGGAUGCCAAUGGUGUUUGGCAUGCUCAUCCGACUGCCACUCAGUCGGGGGAUAGCUAUGAGAGUGAAAACAAGAAUCGGAACCAGGACCAGUACAACAAUGCUCAGGAUGGCUGUGUGAAUGGCAAAGAGUGGAAUGAGCGUACUGGGCAGCGGUGCAGCCAGUCUGCUAUCCCGGUUCCUUCGGCUAGUGCUUGGGCCAAAGUGAACUAG
This is a messenger RNA of Penicillium oxalicum, 612 nucleotides long. RefSeq lists its product as uncharacterized. The record is from RefSeq and is a predicted model, not a curated record. The coding region runs from base 1 to 612 and encodes 203 amino acids. Lineage: Eukaryota; Fungi; Ascomycota; Eurotiomycetes; Eurotiales; Aspergillaceae. The transcript has a single exon.